Molecule: messenger RNA, 3269 nt
Organism: Cylas formicarius (sweet potato weevil)
Lineage: Eukaryota; Metazoa; Arthropoda; Insecta; Coleoptera; Brentidae
Gene: Br140
Product: bromodomain-containing protein homolog
Exons: 9
Coding region: 16-3144 (1042 amino acids)
Biological process (GO): regulation of transcription by RNA polymerase II
Cellular component (GO): MOZ/MORF histone acetyltransferase complex
Molecular function (GO): protein binding
Source: RefSeq, a predicted model, not a curated record
UAUAUUGUAACUAUCAUGGGUAUUGACUUCGAUAUUUUGGAGCAUUGUAAAAAAGUCAGAGCAGAUCACGGUCCUCCGUACGCUUGUCCGGUCGAAAAAUGCGGACGGAGCUACAAGACCGUAUGCGGACUUCAGUAUCACCUGAAGAGUUACAAUCACGACAGUCCGACGCCGCUGUCGCCGACGACACCGGCGACCCCGAAAAACAAAAAGGGCAGGAACCGACCGAAACAGGCUAACAUAAUACCCGUCACAAUUGCGACGCCGGAGCCUCUUACCUUCGAAGAGGCGCAGAAAAUGGUACAGUUUGAGUUAAAUGGGGUGACGUGUCGAUGGAAUAUUAACGACAGUCUGCCUGUAAUGGCGAAGGAGGAACCACCGCCCGAGGAGAAGCCCGAAAUUAAGGAAGAGAAACCCGAAAUCCCAGAACCCGUUGUCCAACUGCCGGAAGCGAGUUUUAAAGAACUUGAAGAUUAUAAUAUAUGCGACGCCCCACCGAGGCCUAACGCUUAUAUAAGGUUUAUCGAAAAGAGCACGGAAGAGUUGGAUGGUGAGGUCGAGUACGAUGUCGAUGAGGAAGAUACCGCUUGGUUGGCACUGAUGAACGAUAAGAGGGAAGCGAUGGGAGUUGCGCCCGUCAGCGUUGACGUUCUGGAACUGCUCAUGGACAGGUUGGAAAAAGAAUCAUACUUUCAGGCGUCGGUCAACGGACACUCCAGCGGCGCUGUCGUCGACGACGAUGCCGUUUGCUGCAUCUGCAUGGACGGUGAGUGCCAAAACACGAACGUCAUCCUCUUCUGUGACAUGUGCAACCUGGCGGUACACCAGGACUGCUACGGUGUGCCCUACAUCCCGGAAGGUCAGUGGCUGUGUCGGCGCUGCUUGCAAUCGCCAAGCCGUGCGGUCGACUGCGAUCUGUGCCCGAACCAGGGCGGAGCAUUCAAACAAACCGAUCGCGGCACCUGGGCUCACGUAGUCUGCGCCCUGUGGAUCCCCGAGGUCCGAUUCGCCAAUACCGUGUUCCUCGAACCGAUAGACUCGAUAGAAACGAUACCGGCCGCUAGAUGGCGUCUCACGUGCUACGUCUGCAAGCAGAAAGGGGUGGGCGCGUGCAUCCAAUGUCACCGGAACAGCUGCUACUCGGCGUUCCACGUGACCUGCGCGCAACAGGCCGGCCUUUACAUGAAAAUGGACGCGGUUAAAGGCGCCGAAGUCGCCGGUCAACCGGUAUUGGUGCAAAAGAUCGCUUACUGUGACACGCACGCGCCUACCGAAUCUGCCGACCUAAAGAAAGACGAUCCGAGAAAGAAAAUGAUCCAGGCGCGGAAAGUUUUGGCGAAGAAACGUACUUCCGCGCCGGUGAUACUGAUGCCGAUGAUACCGCCCGAAAGGAUCCAGGAGAUCGCGUCGCUGGUGACGAUUCCCAAGAGGUCGCACUUUAUCCAACGCCUGAUAGCGUACUGGACGCUCAAACGGCAGUACCGUAACGGGGUGCCGCUUCUCCGACGGUUGCAGAGCGCUCAGGGUGGCGCCAGAGACUCGAACACGGGCAACGUCGACAUCAGGGAAUUGUGCAGGCAGCUCAAAUACUGGCAGUGUCUGAGGCAGGACCUGGAACGCGCGAGGUUACUCUGCGAGCUCGUGAGGAAACGGGAGAAGAUGAAGCUCGAGUAUACGAGAGUCAGUGAGAAAGUGCUGCGGGUAAAGUUGAAACCACUCGAGGCUAGCCUAGGGAAGGUGCUAGACGCUAUCGAAGCCAAAGACACGAACGAGAUCUUUACCGAGCCGGUGGACGUCGAGGAGGUGCCGGAUUACACGACCGUCGUCUCGGAACCGAUGGAUCUCAGCACGAUGAGGAGGAAGUUGCGCGACGGCCUCUACUCCGACCUAGCCGCCAUGGAGAAGGAUUUCGAUUUGAUGAUUGCCAAUUGUCUGGCGUACAACAACAAGGAUACCGUGUUUUAUCGGGCGGCGAUUAAGAUGAGGGAUCAGUGUGGGGUGAUAUUUCGCCACGCGAAAAAGGAGUUGGAAAGCGUAGGACUGCUACCUACUGAUAAAAACCCGACGCCUAACGGUAACGGUAUCGGCGAAGAGUCUCUCGCCUCGGACAUCGACAAAGAAUUAGAAGUGCUGCGCGGCAAAUCAGGCGCAGACGUCGUGUCUAAGCUGGAAGAGCUACUCGCGAAGAGCCAGGCCCUCAAGCACGGUCUCGCGCGUGCCAAACGGGUCAAGUGCGUGCGCAGCGAGCUAAACAAAGCGAGGAAAAGUCUAGCCGCGGCAUCGCAGAGCGAAGAAACCGACCUGACGUCACAGUCGGACGGCGAGAACGACGCGCGGAACGAUUCGACCAACUCAGCAAGUGUCUCCCCGAGCGGGGUUAACCGCCGCACGGCGGUUUUGUUCACGAAGAAGGCGCAAGCAGCGCUGAAAAAGGACGAGGGUAAGGAGAAGACGGAGACUGACACGCCCCCUUCGACGCCCACUAAACAGAAAAAGGGUCGCGGGAGGCGGUCCCAGCCACGCGAGGACGCAACCACCGCCCCGGACGGAGCCAGCGCCGCUGCCAAGGACAAUUCGGACAUUCCGGACAGUUUCAAGGUUUACCGCGCCGGUAGACAGACGCUCUCUGACGACGAGAAGAGCGAUGACAGCGACGCGAGCCUGUCGACUUGCUAUUCGCACGAUCCCAGCGAAAUCGAGAGUGACGAAGAGGACGAGGACAGCGAGGUCGUGGCGCAAUCGACGGACGAGGGGGCGCUACGUCCAUUGCGUCUCGUUUGGGCCAAGUGCCGCGGAUACCCAUGGUACCCGGCGCUCAUCAUCGAUCCCGACAUGCCCAAAGGUUUCAUCCAUAAGGGGGUGCCGCUGCCGUCUCCGCCCCAGGAGGUGUUGGAUUUGGAGUCCAAGUUUACCGAGCAUGUCUACUUGGUGUUGUUCUUCGACGCGAAAAGGACCUGGCAGUGGUUGCCAGCCGAGAAGUUGGAGAUUAUGGGCCAGGAUACCGAAAAGGACGAGCUUAAGGCAAACGAGCCGAGGAAACAGUCGGACAGGAAGGCAGUGAAGAAGGCGUACGAGAAUGCUUUAAACUACAUCCAACAAAUCAGCGAGGAAGGGGCCAACGCUCAGGACGAUAGCAAAGGUUGAGGAGGUUUUUUUUUUUUGAUUUUGCGGCUCAUUAGAAAUUUACACAAUUUUUUUUGUGAAUUAUUUGUGCCGUAUUCCAUGUUCUACACUAACCGCUUUUUUUUCUUUAUUUAAAUAAAAAUGAA